Papilio polytes (common Mormon) is the source of this 4003-nucleotide messenger RNA. RefSeq lists its product as uncharacterized. The record is from RefSeq and is a predicted model, not a curated record. The transcript has 14 exons. Gene Ontology annotation, molecular function: protein binding. Gene Ontology annotation, cellular component: plasma membrane. Lineage: Eukaryota; Metazoa; Arthropoda; Insecta; Lepidoptera; Papilionidae. The coding region runs from base 527 to 3817 and encodes 1096 amino acids.
CACAACCGUAUACGCGAACCACGUCAGUAAUUCGAAUAUGGAAUAGUUUGAAGAUGUAGUAACGCACACAUAUGCAAAACGCUUUCCCAUGUUGAUUUAACGUCAGCAGGGAUCGUAGUGCGCGUGUUUAAGUUUCAUGCUGGUGGGAUACACUUGAAGUAUUAAGGGAUUAUUUUGAAGAAAUUUGAAAGAAAUAAGUGUCGCCGUAUAGGCUAUGUUGCAGUGCUUGCCGCGGUCUCAUUAUGCCAGUGCCAGGGUAACCUUGACACGUUUUCCCGCGCUAGCGUACCAACCUUGUUUCCGUUUUGCACUCUUUCACUUGACAUUUACCGCAAACAUUGUGGCUACUUCGUUAAUUAGUGACGUUUUAAAACACCUACGCAAUUAAAUACGCGUAGUCUGAAUAAAAAGAGAGAUUAGAACUUCGCAGUUAGAGAAAAAUGUUAGAAAAUAGAUUUAGCUGUAGUUUAUUUACGUUAUAAAUAAUUAAUUACCAUAAUACAAAAAUGAGAAAUUGGUGACACCUAUGAAGAAGACUGGAGCUACAACGAUGAGUUCUAUAAAAGGUUCCAGUGAUAAUGGAUUGAGAAUCGGUCUUUUAAUAUUCACGCUAAUCAAAUUCACCGAUUGCGAUUUCGUGAGUGAAGCUCCGAAAAGCGUGUAUCAGAGAGACAAACCGUAUGUGAGUAAUGAAAUUCCGGAGCCGGAGUCACUGCCAGUUCUGCAUGGGAACGAUUCUCGGUGCCGCAUAUCUGAAUAUCAUUGUGCGAACAAAAAAUGCAUACCUAUAAAUCGAUUCUGCGACGGUACAAACGAUUGCGGUGAUUCCUCUGACGAGCCAAGACAUUGCACACGUUGUAACAGAACAUACUAUGGUGAUAUUGGCAGAACAUACGAACUGGAACUACACAGACCUCGAGAAGAUUUGGUUCCGUAUGUAUGUCUGUUGACAAUCACAGCUGCUGGCGGUGUACAUGGGGAUUUAGUGCAGGUUUUAUUCGAUAGUUUUACACUCGGUCGCUUCACAUCUUUUACUGAAGAUGGCUGUCCUGACGGCUACAUGCAAAUCCAAGAGGCCAGUAGACCACAAGUUGGCGGUUCAUGGUGUGGCACAUCUUGGGGACCCUCUAUAUACUACAGCGAGACGAAGUCUAUAACUCUAAUUAUAAGAUUAUUACAUCUAUCAAAGGAACAGAAUAAUUAUAACUUUGACUUUCGUAUGGCGUAUAAAGUGCUAAGAAAGGAAUAUGCUACUGUGAGAUAUGGAGGAUCACCGCCCUCUGAGCGGCCAUUUUUCAAACUCAGACCGUUACCCCCUACAUUAAACAUAUCACGUAACGAUGAAAUAAACGUCGCUAGGCCGAGGAACUUGGAAUAUUACCUCGGAGAUUUAAUAUCUGGGACUUAUUGCUCGAGGAUAUUCAGCGACUGCGAUCGUAAAAAGUGUAGAUUGCAGUCCCCCAAUUAUCCAGGAGUGUAUCCGAGGAAUUUGACAUGUUACUAUGCGGUGCGACAGCAUGAAGUACCUCAAGGAAAACACGCAUUGAUUAUAGUCAAACAACCGAAUGGUCAGCUAGUAUCUAUCAGAAGUCAGAAAGCAUUGUACGCUACAGCUCAGCAAGAAAGAGGGAACAAUGGUAGGGAACUAAAAUUCUGGCAACAAUGUGAUGAAGUUCAGGACUAUGUAACCGUUUAUGAUGGUUACACGACAAGAGACCCAGUUAUUCUAAGAUUCUGCGGCGGCGGGGUGGCAGUCCCCGAGGCGAUAUCGAGCGGACCCGAAUUGCUUGUGGAAUUUACGACUUCGCCUUUUGGAACGUUUUUACAACCGGCGACGUUACAAUCGCUUCAUGGAUUCCAGUUGGAAGUCGAGGUUAGAUUCGUAGAUCAACAAUCACCUACUUAUGCGAAGAACAAAAGAGCAUGCGAAUUCUGGAUUAGGGGGACUGGGAAAGGUGUGUUAGAACAUCCUCAGCACUCCCUCCCUCCUAACACAACCUGUCUCUACCAUAUGCAAGGGAUCGACACUUCAGGACCGUCUGGUCGGAACAUUAUCUACAGACGGCCAUCAUUCUCAGCGCCAAGAUUCCGCGUUUGGUUCUCCGUGUUAAAGUUUUAUGUAACGAACGCGUUGAAUCCGAACUUGCCUGAGGAUGAGUAUUGCGGUAGCCAUUUGAAUAUAUGGGACGGUCCAAUGCGAAUAUCGCCAGGCUGCAGUGAUAUAUUCUGUGAUAGAGAGCGUUCAGUGCAGAUGUCAAGAGCGACUUCACCGCAAUCGGUUAUUGUCGGCCGUCCUCCGACCAAUGCCACACUGAUCGCGCGAUUCUGCCGCGAGCGCGCACCUCGCACGUGUGAACAUGCUUUAUUACGUAAAUCUAGAGCCUGCACUCGUACAGAAAGUUUCCUCUCCAAGGGGGACUCUUUAACUUUAGAAUUGAAGCUGACUCAGGGGACCGCUCUGAAACCCGUAUUCUUCAAGGCUUUGUACGAGUUUGUCGAUUUGCAUCAAGACGGUGAGCCGUGGGGUCAAGGGCCAUGUUCGAGACGUUUCUCGUCGCGUUCAUUUCCCGAAGCACCGCCCGACCCGCCCGUUAGCUUCUCUUCCCCCAGGGACGUGUUUUUGUACGGACGAGGUGGAAAGCGCAAUAUAAGCUGUACGUACCGAUUCGAAGCAAAUGUCGGUGAGGUGAUAAGGCUGCGCGUGUGGGGCAUAAGGAGCGGGGGCAGGCUGUGCAGGUCGGUGCACUCGGCGCACUCGCCCUGGUACCGCUGCGGGGGUGACCCCACCGCCGCCCUCAGGGUGUUCGAGAGACCUUGGCGAGAUAACGGACCGAGAGUGCCUAGAGACUGCUUGUGCAGCGACGUUGGUGAUUAUGAAUUUAUAUCAAAGACGACUGUAGCGGAGUUAAAAUUCGACGUGGUAAAUAUGACUGCCACGGAUGAUUUCCGAUCGUUUGGUUUCGAGGCGACUGUCGAGUUUGUUCGUCAGGAAAUAUUAUGCGAGAACACGCAUCGGGCUUUUGGCGCUAGCGGAGAAUUAAGGUUGAUGUCUUCGCCAAAUACAGAAUUGGAUCGAUGUGAACAUCGUCCUUGGCUGAUAGAUCCAUCGCCCGGUAGAUAUCUGUAUCUACAAAUCAGAGGGAACAUUAUAAAGGAACCUGAACUGGAUAACUUCACCUUACUGAACAAUAUAACGGUUGCACCAGAUUUGAGACACUUGUGCAGAACACCAAAUCGUAUAGCGGUGUAUGCUGGAGGAUUGUCACCUAUAUUUAUCUGCCCUAAUCCCCCUCAGGAUCCGGAUGAUACGGUGGAAAUUUUUUCGGAUGGUUGGUCAAAGGAAGUGGAACCACUAGCGCGUCAUGUUUUGGCACCUCCUCCAUCACCUGAUCAUUUUGAUUUGGACUGGCCACGAUCUUUAUCUGUUGAGUUAUUAGCAGAAGAAAGUGGAUCGUAUUAUAUCACGUGGUUGGAACUUUCUAGAAGACAUGCCAGUCAACGUGGUGGUGUUUUUGCAUUAUCUGGCGAGUGCCAGUAUAAAUGCGCAUCGCUGGACGCGUGCAUCGCUCCAGCGCUUUGGUGUGACGGUGUGGUGCAGUGUCCUCAGGGCGAGGACGAACGCCUUUCUGAGUGUUCGGCGCUGCUCCGAGUUCCCGCACAUUAUGCUGCAGCGAUGCUUGCGCUUACUAUCCUUACUGUGAUUGCUGUGAUAGCGGCAGCUCGUUCCUGCCGCCGUAGACGAUCAGCUCUGCAGCAUCGUCUCAAGAGUCUGUCAUCAGAUACGGCAAUAUUUGAAGAGAAGGAAGUGAUUUGCUGACCAAGCGAAGACUCCGUGCGUUACGUAGAAGUCGACAGAGUCACAACAGUUUGACUGGCUUCUCCCGCGGAGUCUCAACAUAUCUAUUAUUGUUUUCUCUUCACUAAAUAAGAGAAUUUUAAUGUUGGAAUAUGAAAAUUGUUGAUAAUAUUAAUAUUAAUUAUAAUAUGUAUUAGAAGCUAAAUG